Molecule: messenger RNA, 4350 nt
Organism: Harpia harpyja (harpy eagle)
Lineage: Eukaryota; Metazoa; Chordata; Aves; Accipitriformes; Accipitridae
Gene: NAXD
Product: NAD(P)HX dehydratase
Exons: 12
Coding region: 264-2198 (644 amino acids)
Biological process (GO): metabolite repair
Molecular function (GO): ATP-dependent NAD(P)H-hydrate dehydratase activity
Source: RefSeq, a predicted model, not a curated record
ACACAAACCCGACCACCGCCAUCCCCUUUCCCAGGGGUCCGCCGAGGGCAGCGGCUGCCUGAUCCAGCGGCGGCCUCCGGGAGGCAGGCGGGGGCUUUUGUGGCGGCCCUCGGGGGGGCGAGCCGAGCCGAGCCGGCUGCGCCCGGUCUCCCCCGCGCCGCAGAGCAGCGCACCGCGGCUCCCGUGCGUGUGUGCGCGGUAGUGCGGGCCUGCGGGAGCCGGGGCUGAGAGAGACUCUCGUCGGCCCCGGGGAGGGAGCAGGGAUGUUUCCUCCGGUGCCGGCGCGGCGGUGCGCUGGGGUGAGUGACCCCGGCCGGCCAAGGAUGAUCACGAACACGCGGGGCUUCCUGUGGUCGGACCUGGAGACGCGGGCGCUGCUGGAGAUCUGGGGCGAGGCGGACGUGCAGUCGGCGCUGGACGGCAACUUUCGGAACAGCCAUGUGUACCGGGACGUGGCCUGCCGCCUGGCCGAGCUGGGCUUCGAGCGCACCCCCGAGCAGUGCCGCAUCCGCAUCAAGGGCCUCAAGCGCCAGUACUACCAGGCCCGGGACGGGCUGAAGAAGAACGGGCACGCCCGCAAGAUAUGCAAGUACUACGACGAGAUGGACCGGAUCCUCAGCUGCCGGGGGGGCCCCGACGGCGCCCCGGAGCCGCUGGCCCCCCCGCCCGACGGCGCCCAGCCGGCGGGGCCGCUGGCCGGGCCGCCCACGCCGGGCACGCCGCACAACAGCCGCGAGGUGGACGCCGAGCUGGACGAGGACGCCGAGCUGGAGUCCCCCCGCGACAACUUCACCGAGGACUCCGGCGAGUGCUCCUCCUACGCCGACCACCCCAUCAAGGUGGAGUGCCCCCCCUUCGCCAUCCCCGUGCCGCCGGGCGACGGCUUUAAAGAAAUCAAUGCUCCAACUAUUACCCCACCUCUCAAUCAGCCCAAAAGAUCAAAAAAACGCCAUGCAAAUUUAACGUUGGAUAAAAUGAUGGAAAAAUUCCUGCAGCAGAGUGUGGACACGGAAGAGAAAUUUUACAGAUACGAAGAGCAGAGGCUCAAAAUUGAGGACAAGCGUCGGGAAGCUGAGCAUGCUCGAGAGCUCCAGAUGUUACAGAUGUUGGGACAGAUGUUGGCAGGAAUUUCUUCUACGGUAUCACAAAGGUCACAAUCUAUACCAGCGAGUCCACCUCAGAGAGCGAACCAUCGUUCGUAUGGGGAUAACUUUAAUUAUAAUGCUAUGACAGCAGCACUUUCUCCACCGAUAGUUAUAGAGAGAUCUUUUUCACUGCACAGAACACACUCUCUAAAGGAUAUGGAGAAUAUUUUUCAACUGGUGCGCAAUGUUAUCCCUCCUCUAACAGGGAAAAGGCAUAAAGGUCAAGAUGGACGUAUAGGCAUUGUUGGAGGAUGUCAAGAAUACACUGGAGCACCAUAUUUUGCUGCAAUUACAGCUCUCAAAGUGGGUGCAGAUUUAUCCCAUGUGUUUUGUACCAAAGAUGCAGCAACAGUAAUCAAAUCAUAUAGUCCAGAGCUGAUUGUUCAUCCAGUUCUUGAUAGUCCCAAUGCUGUCCAUGAGGUGGAAAAGUGGUUACCACGACUGCACUCAGUUGUCAUAGGACCUGGCUUAGGUAGAGAUGAAGUUCUACUUGAGAACGCUAAGGGUAUUAUAGAAAAAUCAAAAGUGAAAGGAAUUCCUAUCGUUAUUGAUGCUGAUGGACUGUGGCUCAUUUCCCAGCAGCCUUCUCUUAUUCAAGGCUACCAGCGAGCUAUUCUUACUCCAAACUACAUGGAGUUUAGUAGACUGUAUGAAGCCAUGCUUAGAGACCCCGUAGACAGUAGUGAUCAUCAUGGAUGUGUAUUAAGACUCAGCCAAGCCAUGGGGAAUUUGACAAUUGUUCAAAAGGGAGAAAGAGAUCUUAUUUCAGAUGGAGAGAAAGUACUUGUAUGCAGUCACGAAGGAAGCAGCCGGAGAUGUGGUGGACAGGGGGAUCUCCUUUCUGGUUCUCUUGGAGUCUUAGCGCACUGGGCAUUUCUUGCUGGAGCAGAAAAAACAAAUGGUCAAAAUCCCUUUCUAGUGGCUGCAUUUGGAGCUUGCUCUCUUACGCGGCAGUCUAACCACCAAGCCUUUCAAAAAUUCGGACGUUCAAUGACUGCCUCUGACAUGGUUUCAGAAGUUGGAACAGCUUUUAACAAACUUUUUGAAACCUGAAGCCAAAGCAGCAGAGAAGAAGAAAAGGAAGAACACUGACUGCAAGAGUAAUUACAUUUACCGUAGAAUUUACAUAAGUAAUGCACCCUUUCAAGUGCUGUAGCAGCAUUGGUAUGCUAGGUAGACUUUUUUUAUUUUUAAGAAUAGAAAAAUAUGAUUAAUGUAGAUAUUUUUUAAGAGUUUGGAAUACAAAAAUGUUUUGGCUGAAAUAAGCUGUAGUUGCAGAUCUGUUAUAAUAUAAUAAAACUAAACUGAAAGUAUUCCUCUGUUCUUUUUGAUAGUUAUUGAGCAAUAACUAAAGUGUGAAGAGCAAAAAAAAAAAAAAUGCACUUGAUACUUAGAUAAAAUUCUUCCACCAGCUCAACUGAAUUUCUUGGAUUGCACCAAGGUUGUCAUGUUUUCAUUCUUAGACCCUCUGUCUAGAAUUAGCUAUUGCACUUCAUUUUUUGCCAUGCUAGUAUAUUAAGAAGCAAAAAGUAAGCCUCUUUGGAAAGGGAAUGCAUGAGAGUUGCUGUAGAUUUUGAAUGUAAUUAGUUGCCUUUUCCCAUUCCUGGUCCCAGAGGCAGCGUUCAUGUCGACAAGAGACCCCUUCCUGCAGCGUCUUGGUUUUUUUUAAAAGGUUCCCCCAUCGGAGGAUAAGGAUAUACUGUAGGUAUCUAUCUUAGCAUUAAACAGUAAUUAUGCUUACCUGAAAAAAAAUUCUUUUCUAUUCCUUUAGCUGGCCUUGACUCAUCGAGAACUUGGUAUGAUGAACUCUGUGAAAUUACCAUUUGGAGAGGUACUAGGCAGGGUAAGAAACUUAGCGAUACUGAACUGAGCUGGUCAAACUCUCAGUGAUCAUGGAAGUGUGAAGUGCUUUUAAAACUCAGAUUGCCUGCUGAGUUAGAGCUUGAGAAGCUCAGCGUACAGAUGCAUAGGUGGGUAGCUAUUAACCAGCAGGGACAGGAAUCAAAGGCACAAGAGGCAGCCAGCAGCACGUACCUGUACCCUCUUCGUGCUGCGCGGGCCGCCAGCCGUACGCUGCAAGUCAGAGGCAGGAACAGAAGAAGGGUGGCCGGUGUUGGAGCGUGGCACCUGGCUUUAGGGGCUUUUUGCUCGAUCCUUAGCAAGAUAGACGGGACUUGUGCUGCUGGGGCCAUACCGAUCUGGCUCGCUGGCAGGGCAGAUGAGUGUUGGGUACAAAGGGGAAGUUGCGUGGCGUUUUGCAUAGCAUCAUUUCUUAAAUUUUUGGAAAUUCAGUCAAAGCUUGUAGGGCUUGAAUCAAGAUGGAGAGAGGGGCAAGUUCAUGCAAAGUACGCUUAAGUGGGUACUGCCCUUAAACCUACAAUCUAGCUCCAAGUGUAUAUAGUCAGGAAAGCGCAGGAACAAGCAUAUAAGGUGUCUAGUUAUUGCAGAUGUUCUGUGUUCAUUGCAGCCACUCUUCUCCAGUGAUCCAGCUCUAGAUUGGAAUAUGGUGUCAUGCAUACUAGUCCGACUGCCUUCUCGUACCUUGCGAUAGCUGCCCACAGAAAGCACCUGGAAUCAGAAAGGCUGCUCCAAGAAUUUCCCUUCAGCCCUUAUAGUUGAGAUUUCUGGAUGCACUGUGACUACUACCUCACCCCAAUGCUUUUUUUUUUUUUUUUCUCCCCCCCCCCCUCCCCUAAACCAGUUACCUAUUUUUAAAAUAGGUUUUUAAAUGUUUGCUCAUUUUGGUCUAUGAGGGUUCACAGACUUUUUAGAUUAGAGCAAUGUCUACUCAUAAGAGAUGGGGUUUUGGUGUUUAAUUUAAGCAGUUUUGUAAACUGUCUACAUCUUUGGGGAAACUAAGCUACUAUUGUUUUUCCCCCUAAAACUAGUUGAGAAGCCUGACUGCUUUUAAAUAAAAUCAGAAAGUUAAAACUGAUUUUAAAACAGCUACUCAAUUUCCUUUAAAAUAAGCAAUUUUUUUUUGUAUUUAGAACAUCAGUGGUAUAAUUAAUGGCAUUUGUAGGCGAAGUCAAUCAAUUAACAGAGCUCAGUACAGAUUUCAACCUGCCAUGUUGGUUUUAAAUCUACACCGAAGAAGUUGUAACUAACUCUGUUAUUCACUAAUGUAUACAAAUUGUUACAAUUUUUAAACAUUCUGGAAAUGUAGCAGUUUCUUUUGGUAGGAAAUAAAAAUAAUAGAAAAUUA